Messenger RNA from Wyeomyia smithii (pitcher-plant mosquito), 4879 nucleotides. RefSeq names its product zinc finger protein ZFP2-like. Gene Ontology annotation, biological process: regulation of transcription by RNA polymerase II. Gene Ontology annotation, molecular function: RNA polymerase II transcription regulatory region sequence-specific DNA binding; DNA-binding transcription factor activity, RNA polymerase II-specific. The transcript is spliced from 2 exons. The record is from RefSeq and is a predicted model, not a curated record. NCBI's taxonomy places the organism in Eukaryota, Metazoa, Arthropoda, Insecta, Diptera, Culicidae. The coding region runs from base 194 to 1102 and encodes 302 amino acids. Gene Ontology annotation, cellular component: nucleus.
UUUCUCUGGCUGUCAUUAUCGUGGGUUUUUUUCCCAAAUAUAGACGCGCGGUACCGUUGAAAUCGCAACAAAUUUUCAACAUGUUGAUGUUACUUGUCGCGUACGCUUGCAGAAAUUAAGUGUUUUUCGUUUCCGUCAAUGUGAAACUGUCUGCUGGAAGAAAGUGUUUCUGAAGUAAAUUGAGGGCAACGAUAUGGCAGAAUCUACGCCGGUAAAGGUAAAGGAAGAACCGGUUGAGAUAAAGCUGGAAGAGGUUACCAUAUUCGAUACUUUGGAUACGGAAGAAAGUAUACCGUUGGUGAAGAAUUUUCGUCCAACUGUUGUGAAACAAGAACCCACCGUUACCGACAGCAUUGAGGAAGCGGAUGCAGUAGCAGAGCCGGCCGAGAUGGAAACUACAGCGACCGAUGCUGGGGCUUCCAGUUCCAGGGAUGCGGACAGCUUGGAGGUGAAGCACACCACUGGUGGGCAAACUCGCAAAAAAAGAUACUGCUGCGGACAAUGUGGCAAAGUAUUCGACAAUAAGUCCACCUAUUAUAGCCAUUGCUAUCGCCAUGAGACAUCGUAUCCGUCUAAGUGCGAGGUAUGCAGUAAAACGUACACCUCUCAAGAAGCAUUGAAGCAGCACCGCAAAAUCCAUAGUGACGGACCGCAGACGCAUUGCGACAUUUGUGGCAAGUCCUAUGCGAAAGACUACCUAGCGUAUCACAUUUCUAUGCACAACAGAAACAUACGCCAACGGCUGAAGCACCGUUGCGAAGUCUGUGACAAAGGAUUUUGUGGCAGAUACACGCUUGAGGUUCAUAGAAGAAUUCACACCGGAGAGCGGCCCUUCGAGUGUGACAUAUGUGGCGCAGCGUUUAGUCGAAGCGGCAGUCUGCUCUUUCACAAAUCCAAUCACACGGGAGAGAAAAACUUCUCGUGUGGCGUAUGUGGUAAAGAGUACACAAUGCAAGCGCAACUAACGAGACACCUGGCAACGCACGGCUUGGACCUUCCGUACGAGUGCCAGAUUUGCGAAAAAAAGUUUAGAAUUAGUUCCUUGCUUGCGAGCCACAUGCGCCGUCACAGAAAUCCGCGAAAGUUCGACUACGACAUUUGAGGUGCAACGUAUAAAUCGACGAACAAUCUUGCUAUUCACCGGAAUACCCACUCGUACGUCGAUCCGAAAUUAUUCAAGUGCACAUUGUGCGAACGAAGCUUCACCAGAUUCCAAACGCUGAAAAGGUACAUCGAUACGGCACACCCACGGGUACCAUGUCAAUGUGAUUGGAUUUGGAUUUCGUGGCAAUUUGUACAGUCAACUGAUAGGAACAACCUCAAUGAUAAGCUAAGAUUGGAGAGAGUAGGUUAAGUAAAAACUGCUUUGAACAGAAACAAUUCUUACAAAAUUUCUAAUAUCAUGAAAAUCCAAAUAUUCGAAACAGUUGUCGAAAACACGUUUAAUGCAUUUAAAUAGAGACCAAUAAACCAAUAAAACCAAACAGUGCGAUGCAAAUGCGGAAACGCAAGACAUACGAAUUUGCGUUGGACUGCCUCGAUUCUAAAGAUCACUGAGAUAGUAGUAAUGGACCGUUUCUGAACGAAGCCACAUUGAUCUGAUGAGACGUGUCAAAAAAUUUAGGUCAAUUAGCUAGGCAAAUUUUGACGGAACACACAAGCCGACAAUUCUUGGAUAAUUAAAUAAUAAAUAAAAGUGACAACAUCAACUGUCCCUCCCGGCACAAGAUUCGCCGACUGGAGAAUUUAGAGUGCCUGAAUUCGUAAAAAAAAACGUAAACUCUAGAAGCUCUACGUCUUUGUUUGAGAGAUAUUGGUAAUAUGUCAAGACAUCUGCAUUGUGUUUUUUGAUUUCCCGUUAAUUAUUCGGCCAAUUUACUCCUGAUCUCCGGUGGGAAGACAUGUGAAGACGCGGAAAACGCACCAUUCUCCAUAAUAACCGAAGUGCUAUCAAUUGGGAAGGAUGGUAUCGGAACGGACUUUAAUCAAGAUGGGCUCAGAAAAAAUAGCUACAUGUCUGCACUGCUGGUAGUUAAAAUAUGUUGUUAUGAGAAGACUACCGGUGGAAUGGAAAUAUACCCAAUCUACAGAAAGGGUGACACAUCAUUCACUAAAAAGUCAAGAGAUAUAUUAUUUUUUUGCGAUCUCGCAUGGAAAAGGUGCAUAUGACCGCAUUGGUGGAAGCGUGAAAGGAAAUGCAGCACGCGCGACUUUUCAAUGCGCACAUUACUAAUCACAGAGAAUUACAUAAGCGGUCUGAAGAUUGCUAUAUUGAUUUUCCCACUUGCUUAAGGUGAAACGGGGUUGUGGUCUUUUCCUAUACAAUUUUGAGGUUAGAGUUCUUUUUACUUUUGUAGUUUGAGCGUAAAAAAUUCGGCUUCCACUAAAUAAACAGCACUCAAAUUGCUACUUUAGGCAUGCAACAGUUGUGAAAACAAUUGAUCAAAGUUUCAUGUAGGGGGACAAGGGGCAAGAUGAGCACCUUAAGCUUCUUAUCAAAUUGUUAGGGCAAAGUGAGCAAAAAGCUACUAAAUAAACUAAAGAAAAAUGUUAUUUAAAUAUUUAUAAAUAAUUUCCUAAGCCACUAAAAAGUAUGAGGCUGGUCGCGGUACGGGGUAGAUUGGGCAUACCUAUGGGGCAUAAUGGGCAUGUUCAUAUUUUUCGAUUUCAAGCAAACAUUUAACAAUGUAUCAAUGUAACGUACAAUCGUAGGUACCGAAACAAAGUUUUCCUUUCCUGUUUCACUAUUUAUACUCCGAAACAGCAUAAUUCUUUAGCCUUUUUCAAUUUGAAAAUUAUCUAUGAAUUUGCCCGCAUAUAAAAAUAAGGUUUUGGUCCAUAAAACACUACUGUGCGAAUGAAGGAAUAAUAAAACAUGACAAAAUUUAAAUUGAGGUAACUUUAUUUUAAUGAUUGUCAACAAACGAAUCUGUUCGACGCAGCCUUAAAUGUCGGCUUAACGUUUGCCGUGGAAUGCCGUGUGCAAUAGCCGCUCAGUUCACUGACAUUCGAUGAGAAAUAACCGCGUCUAUAGCAGUGGCCAAUGAUGACUGUGACCAUUUUUUGCGCCCCGACAACCGUUUGUAAUUCCGAACCAUUUUACUAUUAACUGCUGCUAGCACGAUGUUUACUUUUUUGACAGCAUUUUCUGGUUUGUAGGUCAUGUUUUCUUGCAUAGGUAUGGCAAUUUUGCCCCUACCAGCAGUGCCCGUUCUGCCCCAUGAGAACACUUAUGAAAAAGAGCUGUUUUUAGAUGAUGUUUUAUUUGAAAACACUGCAUUAUUUAUUGAAACUGUUUGAAUAUCAAUAACGAUAACCGAAAAUGAACUUUCGAGCCCAAAACGACAUAUACGCAUGCAAAAACCCUUAUUUUUCGCGCUUGUGAGCUAUAAUAUUAUACGCAAGACGUGCAUGAAUGAUACAAUUGUUUAUUGUGUAAAAGCGAAUUUUUUUUUCCAGUUAUUUUGAAUAAAAUUACAUCUUCAGAUUAAUGUUAAUGAAUCAAAUUUAUAACAGUUCCAAAAUUACUGCCAGGAACCUAGAAACAACAUAUGCCUAUUCUGCCCCGUAUGACGAUCUUGCCCCUUGUUCCCCUACGUAGUCUUCAUAAAUCACGAAAAAAUUAGAUUGCAAAAUUCGAGUUGAUCGCGACCACGUCCCGUUUCACCUUAAUGCGACACCCAAAGAACAGUUCAAAUGCAAAAACAAAAACAAAAAAAAAAACAAUAGAGCGGUUGACAAAUAGCUAGCCUUAAGGGCCCAGCAAAUCAUUUGUUAUUUGACUUUUCCGGUCUUAAUAAAGUCGGUCUUAAUAAAGUGGCCAUUUGAGGCAUUCCUUGCGAAACCCUCAAGUGCGCGUAAAAACUCUGCAUCUUUUGAUUUGAAGAUUCACGCGUCAUGAAUUGAGUCAAACAAUAACACAGUAAUACUACAAAAUCACUUAGGUCUAUUUUUAAAUAUAAUUAAUAAAUGAUGGGUUCGAUUUGAACAUAUUCAGUACGUUGAAAAGAAAGGCUCAGGAAGUGUCGCGAUCUCAAACUUCUGCAGGGCACAUUCACGUGAAUUUCUGAUGGUAUAUUUGAAGCAUCUAUCUCGCCAAUUAGUAAGUUUCCUACAAAUACGGUCUUAAGCAGGUAUUAGACGACGCAAAUAUUCGCCUCUGUGUCAAUAACAAGUAGUUGGCGUCGGUUGGCAUAAGGUGGUUGUUCGGUCUGGGAAGAACUCUUGCUAUAGCAAAGUGGACUGUAUUCGGUGGAACGAGCAAAGGGAGCAAGUGUCAGUCAAUCAACUCUUGGAAGCUCUGAAAAGAACUGGGGUUUGACUUUGCUCCUUGCCGAGGACGAAAAACUAUAGCAGAGUUGAUAUUUUUUAACUACUCUUAAUAACUCUUUUUCUUCCUACUGCUGAUGGUUACAGAACGACGGUUAAAACAAAACUGUUUUUGUUGGAAUAAAUACCGAUGCCGCGUGUGUUGUCACUGGGUUGCCAAUGUUCCAGUUUUUUUUUUUUCAAGUGAUCCAGUCAAACAGUUUAUUCCCAAAAUCUUCCAGUUUUUUCAGAUAUUUGCCAGAUUUAUCCAGUUUUCAUUCACUCAAGCUCUGAUUGGCUUCCGGAAAUAUUUUCAAAAUGUAAAUUUUGUAGAUUGAUAAAUUAUUUUGACAAGUCUUAACAGCAUUUUCAGUGUUCUAUCUUCUCGCACGAAACACGGUCAAACUAAAGACUGCAUGACAUGGUUGAGAUAAAACCAAACAAAUAGAUUUUACCACACCAUGAAAAAAAUUGCUAUUUAUUUUCUGUUGCAUAGCAGUUGAAAAAUUGUUAGAAGAAUUAGAUAGCAAAAGAUAGCGAAGUCAGAAAUAAUUGAAAUUUAAACUUCACU